AUGGGACAAGGAGGCAGGACAACCCUAACUGUUAAACAAGAGCAGCAGUCACAAGAGCAGCAGUCUUUCCAUCAACCCUUGACUUGGAGGUUUCCAGACGCACCAGCUGAGGAAGAGCCUCUGUACCCUCCGGAUUUUGAGCUGAAGACUCCACCUGCAGUCAACUCCAUCAGCGCCACCUGUGGCGAGGAUUCUGUGCGGGUCGAGGUAAAGAAAGAUCUGCUGGGGAUCGGUAAACCUGUCUUGCCUGCAGACGUCUCGCUGGGAGGGUGUCCUGCCACAGGGGAGGAUCCUAACACUCAAGUCCUGGUGUUUGAAUCGGAGCUGCAUGGAUGCGGCAGCCAGCUACUGAUGUCGGAGGACUCGUUCAUCUACGUCUUCACACUGAUCUACACCCCCAGUCCUCUGGGAGACAGUCCAAUUGUCCGAACUAUAGACGUCUCAGUCAACAUCCAGUGUCACUACCAGAGGAAGCAUGGCGUGAGCACUGGGAUGAUGAAGCCGACCUGGAAUCCAUUUACUGACACUAAAUCUGCUGAGGAAAAUCUCUACUUCUCCCUUAUACUCAUGACUGAUAAUUGGCAGUACCCUCGUCCAUCCAGUCAGUUCCAGCUGGGAGACAUGAUGAAGUUUAAAGUGUCAGUAAAACAGUUUCACCACGUCCCUCUCCGAGUGUUUGUGGACAGCUGUGUGGCCACCGUGAUACCAAACGUCGACACCGUCCCUCGGUACCUCUUCAUGGGAAACAAAGGGUGUCUAUUUGACAGUCGGCUGACUGGGUCCAGCUCUCAGUUCCUACCUCGGACUCUCAGCGACGAACUGCAUUUUGAGGUUGAGGCCUUCAAGUUCCAGCAGGACCACAGUGGCGUGAUCUACAUCACCUGCAGUCUGAAAGCUACGGCUGCUACUGUAGCUGUUGAUGCAAACAACAAAGCCUGUUCGUUCUCCAACAGGUGGUUGGAGGCCAGUGGAAGCAAUCAAGCCUGUUCAUGCUGCGAUGGAGACUGUGGGACAGGAGGCCAGAGUCAGCUGUCCAGAGCAGAUGCUGUGUGGGAACAGGAAACGGCUGUUGGACCGAUUGUAGUGAAGGAAAAACCUCUACGCUGA
This is a messenger RNA of Pleuronectes platessa (European plaice), 1107 nucleotides long. RefSeq names its product zona pellucida sperm-binding protein 3-like. Gene Ontology annotation, biological process: binding of sperm to zona pellucida; positive regulation of acrosome reaction; egg coat formation. The transcript is spliced from 9 exons. Gene Ontology annotation, molecular function: acrosin binding. The record is from RefSeq and is a predicted model, not a curated record. Lineage: Eukaryota; Metazoa; Chordata; Actinopteri; Pleuronectiformes; Pleuronectidae. Bases 1 to 1107 code for a protein of 368 amino acids. Gene Ontology annotation, cellular component: extracellular matrix.